Messenger RNA from Adineta steineri, 1086 nucleotides. The record is from the annotation of a GenBank genome assembly. NCBI's taxonomy places the organism in Eukaryota, Metazoa, Rotifera, Eurotatoria, Adinetida, Adinetidae.
AUGGGUUAUAUACAAAAAUUAAUGUUACCACCUACACCAAGUGCAGCGGAUUUACUUCGUACAUAUAAAUUACCAGCUUUACGUCGAUUUGCACAAAAUUUUUUGUUAGAUCCUCGUGGAACAAGUAAAUUUGUCGCAUGUGCAGGCAAUAUUGAAAAUAAAUUUGUAAUUGAAGUUGGACCUGGACCAGGAGGUAUAACAAGACAAUUAUUUGAACAUGGAGCAGCACAAGUAGCAGCUAUUGAAAAAGAUAUUCGAUUAUUUCCUGCAUUACAAACAUUAGCUAAUGCUGUUGAUUCUCGUCUCCGACUUUAUCUAGGUGAUAUACUCGAUUUUGAUAUUGAAUCUGUUAUACCUGAUAGUAUUACAAGUCAACGUGGUUCAUGGGAAUCUAAUGAAUCUUCUUCAUUAUCACCAAUUCAUUUAGUUGGAAAUCUUCCAUUUAAUAUUGCUAUUCCACUUCUUAUACGUUGGUUACAACAAGUAUCAACUCAAUCCGGUCCAUUUUCAUAUGGUUAUCGAAUACCAAUAACAAUUUGUAUGCAAGAAGCUGUUGCUGGCCGAAUUGUAUCCGAUGCAUUAAUGGAUCAACGUGGUCGUUUAUCAAUUAUUUUUCAAAAUUGGUUUGAUUGUCGUAUUAAACAUAUAUUUUCUGGUCGAGCAUUUGUUCCAGCUGCAAAUGUAAAUGUUGCUGUUAUGCAAUUGAUUCCAUUAAAACGACCAUUAGUCGAUGUUAGUUAUGAUCUCUUAGACAAAGUGACUCGAACUGCAUUUCAUACACGAAAUAAAAAAAUGGGAAUGACUAUGACAUCUCUCUUUCAUCAAGAGACUUGUGAUGAAGAUACACGUGAAUUAUUACAUCGUGCUCAUUUAAAAUCAGAUACAAAGUGUUUAACAUUAACUGUUGAAGAAUUUGGUCAACUUGCACAAAUUUAUGGUGAUAUUAUUAGUCGACCUCGACCAAUACAUGAACAAAUUGAUAAAAAAAUCAAUGAAAAAGAACUGACAUUUGAAUUAGGUGAAACUUAUGUUCGAUCUAAAAAACUUGAAACAAAGAAAAAAUCAAAAAAAGAUUGGGAUGAUUAA